AGUCUCAAACCCAGGCCUGGUCUGUUUUGCAAGCGUUCCCGGAAGUCUCGCGAUGUUGCGCCUCUGGGCUGAGAAACUCUGUCAUUACUCUGUUGGCCGACUAGCAUGCUAGUAAAGAAAGUACUGAGCUGCAAAUGCUCGAUUAAGAUAUUGGCGUAUGCAGUCCUAACGAAGACUGAGGGCUUAUUUUUAAGUGUAAGACAGGAAACGGACGACUGGCAAGCUGGUAACGUUACAGUACAGGUGUCCUGCUGCAAUGUCAAGGCGGAGCAGGAACAGCCGGGCAUGGCGUUACGUAUGGAGUGGAAUACGGCGAGACGCUGAUUCCCGAGUGCUGGUACUGGCCUCAGAGAGUCAGGAGUGGGGCUACGAACGCUUACAGUACAGUGACUCAGACUCUGAGCCAGACUACCGGCUUGUGGUGCCACCGGUCCCCAGUGCAGUGCCCGUUACCGGAGAGUCAUACUGCACCUGCGACUCCCAGGCUGAGCCCAGCUACAACCCACGUCUCCGGGGCUUCCACCGCGUCAAAGACUGCCACUGUGGAGAGGAAGACCAGGACUUCGACUGGGUGUGGGACGACAGUAACCGCUCCACGGCCACGUUGAUGACCUGCGACAACCGCAAAGUCAACUUCCACACGGAGUACAGCUGCGGCACAGCAGCCAUCAGAGGUUCCAAGGAGCUGGCAGAUGGCCAGCAUUUCUGGGAGAUCAAGAUGACAUCACCAGUGUACGGGACAGAUAUGAUGGUAGGCAUCGGAACCUGUGACGUGAACCUGGAUAAGUACAGACAUACCUUCUGCAGCCUGUUGGGGAAAGAUGAUGACAGCUGGGGUCUCUCCUACACUGGUCUGUUGCAUCAUAAAGGAGACAAGGUGAACUUCUCCUCACGUUUCGGCCAGGGCUCAAUCAUCGGAGUGCACCUGGACACAUGGCACGGAACACUCACCUUCUUUAAGAACCGCAAGUGCAUAGGCGUGGCAGCUACGGCGCUACAGAACAAGCGUUUCUACCCCAUGGUGUGUUCCACAGCAGCCAAGAGCAGCAUGAAGAUGAUCCGCUCCUGCUUCACGCCCACUUCCCUGCAGUACCUGUGCUGUGCCCGCCUCCGCCAGCUCCUCCCUGAGUGCCCAGACACCCUGAGCAUACUGCCGCUGCCCCCUGGCCUGCGCCACCUGCUGCACAAUAAGCUGGGCUGGGUCCUCAGCCUCAAUAACGGCCUCCUGGGGGCCCCAGAGGGGGAGGAAGGGAGGGUGGGGGGCUUGGGGUCUGACUCACCCCCUACGCCCCCCUUGGCCGGGGCCUUGUCCUCUGAAAGCGAUGACUCUGAGGGGUGUUCGUCGGACCCUGAGGCGUGUCAGAGGAAGAGAUGUCGUUGGACGUGACGGGAAUCCGACGUGACCCCCAAUAUAAACACAUGGGGUAUGUCCUAAAUGACACCCUAUUCCCUAUAUAGAGCACUACUGGUCAAAGGCCCAUAGGACUCUUGUCAAUAGGGUGCCAUUUGGAUGCAGCCAUGAACUGGACUGAAUCCCUGCCCCCUCCCUGAGACACACUCAAGUUAUAAUCCCUUACACACAUACACACGCACACACGUUACCGUUAAUGGGUGAACCCAGGACCUGGGGACAGUGUUAUGGAAACAUUUUAAUCAAGAUCAAACAAAGACCUAUGGCCAAACUUCAGUGUACAUUAACAGUAUAUGCAACAACAAUAAUGACAUGGAAUCAAUGAAAAGAGACCAAGUGCAGCAUUAUGUGAAUUCUCACCAUGCGUUCUCCUUGUACAUGAAAAGCUGGUUGGAUUGCUAUAGGAGUGGCCCGUAAGGCCAUAUUUUAAGUUUCUGUUUUAGCUGACCGAAGAACGAAAGUUGAGUCCAGAGAGUUGUCAAAAUGUCCUCUCCAAGACAUGUAUUUGUUACAUUUAUAUGUUCUUGCUCUGCAGGUAUUACACAGUUCAAGUAAUCAGUUUGACAGUUAUGAAUACUCAGUGAAACAAAGUUAUUUUGUUGUUAAAACACAUUUGUUUCGGAGCAGGAACAAACUUUUAUUCUUUAUUUUAUUUAGAUCAGCUUGACAAUGUAUUCCCCUGAAUUAUUUUUGUCAUAUCGACACCAGACAUUUUUAUUUAUUUUUUUAACAAAUGUUUUAGGGGGGUUCUGAUUCAUUUUUCACUCAAUACUGCUGUCGUAUUAGAUAUUGGUUGGGGGAGUGAUGACUGUUAUACACACCCUCUAUGUUGAACUGUGAGUUGUCAUGCACCGUUCUUAUACUGACCUCCCUGUUAUGCUCUCCUUCUGCUUGAUGGUAGACUCAUGUCUGUUAGUCAGACAGACAUUUGAUUUAGUUGUCACCCCUGUGCAUACAAUGGUUGGGCUGCAGACAGUGUACUGAAUAAAGAAGGCAAAGGGGGUAGAAAAGUGGUGUCCACAUAUUAUAAUAAAUGUGUUAUUAUUUUUCAGUGUA
This is a messenger RNA of Salmo salar (Atlantic salmon), 2467 nucleotides long. Its product is annotated as SPRY domain-containing SOCS box protein 3. The record is from RefSeq and is a predicted model, not a curated record. Gene Ontology annotation, biological process: proteasome-mediated ubiquitin-dependent protein catabolic process. NCBI's taxonomy places the organism in Eukaryota, Metazoa, Chordata, Actinopteri, Salmoniformes, Salmonidae. Gene Ontology annotation, molecular function: protein binding. Gene Ontology annotation, cellular component: SCF ubiquitin ligase complex.